CACUGCUUAAUGCGCCAAUACCCACUCCGCAGAGACGACAGUCGUUAAUUUUGUUUAGGGAUUACUACAUGUGACUGAUGGAAUGUAUUCCAAGAGUCCAAGACAUUUAUUUAUAUUCAUUAUUUUAAAUAUUUAAUUUAUUAACUAUCAGUGAAAUAUUACAAUAAACAAUUAUGUAGUCGCAGUGUUAAAUAUUUACGUGUUAUAAUUUAUAUUUACCUACCAAUAUAAUAUAAAUAAGUGGACGGUUUUAGUGAGUACAAAUUAAACGAGUAGGUAAGUGUAUACCUGUAUAAUAUGAAUACCUACUAAAUAAUACAAACACAAAAUACCUAGGCAUUUGUAUUUAAAUUAUUAUUAUUUUAAUACAAAAAUAAAUAUACAUAACUAUAUUAUGUAUUAUAAAACUAUAGACUAUAACAGAUAUUCAAGUCAAAUUAUAUUAAUAUUUAUAAAUCAAACAAAUUAUUUAUAAAUUCACAAUAAUAUAUUUAAAAUAUGAAUCGUACAUAAUAUAGGUAGGCAUCUUCAUUCUUGUAUCUUUAAAUGUUUGGACUUACAAUGCUGAUCACACAAAUUUUGAUAUUUAAAUAUACAUUUUCUUUAUGAAAAUAACUAGUGAAAAAUUAUAUAUUAAAUUAGUAGAUAGGUACUUACAAAUACUAGUGAGUUUUUCGUAUGCUAUUAUUUAAAUAUAUAUCAAAUAACAUAUACUAUAGGUACUACCAUACUAUUUGAAACGUUUCAUGUACGAGUCCAAGUAGAAAAUUUUAUUGAUAAUAGUAUAGUAUAUUAAUAGUAUUAAUAUUUAAUAUGAUCUUAUGAUUAAAAAAAAUAACAUUAUGUAAUAUUCUACACAACUAUAUUUUAUACUUUACAAAUAUUUAUUUUAUCAUAAAAGGAAGUAAAAAAAGUCUAGUAGAUAUUCGAUAUGGUGUACUAUACUGUAUACGUAUAGAAUAGAUAGUAUAUGAUGUAGGCAUAUUAUUAUAUUUUUCUUGUUUUGUUCCGUCCACUAUGUAAUAAAUAAUUUUUAAUAAUAUAUUAUAAUUUAUAAUACAUAUGCAUUAGUUACUAGUUUUUAAAAUAUUUAAAUGCUUUGUAUAUUAUUGCCAUUACAAUAUUAUGAGUGUAUAGUAUACAUAAGAACCUAUACAUUAAUUUCAAAUUACCUAGCUUUAUCUGCACGCAUAAUAAUAGAAAUUAUAUUUUUUAAAUAAAAAUUUUAAAAAAAAAACAAAAGUUGUUUUAAAAAUUAGUACUCUAAAAUAUAACUUUAAAAUAAAUAUAAACAAAUUUAAAAUAUAUAAUAUGGACUGUGCACAUAUAAAAAUAAAAUACAAAUUAUAUGAAAAAACUUGGCCUGGAGUAUUGUAUAGGUUGUAUGUAUAUUUACGACCGAGUUCGGUUUCUUUUUAAAAUUAAUACUUUAACUUUUAUAAAUUAUAAUGCAUGACUGUGUACACACAGUCAUGUGAUCACUGAUCAAUAUAUUCUAAGGGUAUUGAUCAGUUGCCCUCAGUGGAUGCUAUCGGCAUUAAUAAAUAUACCAGUUAUCUCCAACUAUAUAUACCAGUUACCUUCCACCAAAUGUAUCACAUAAAAUAGCGCAUAUGCCUAUAAUAGUACAAAGAGGGGAAUUUUAUUGAAAUUUCAUAUGAUAAAAUGUAUAGUAACAUUAAUUAUAUAAUUUAUUAUAAAUAAAUCGCAUUAUCGAAAUACGCGUGUAAUUGUUGUCAUAUAUUUUUGAUUAUUUAUUAAUAAUUUAAUAAUUAUCAAUGAACUAAAUAAAUAAAUAAAAAUAAAUAAUUUAUUUAAUAGUAAUAGUAGAUAAUAAUUUAGGUAGGUACAUUUUAGUAUACAACAACCAAUAAAGAUUUUAUUGAAUACCUGUUUAAUUUACUUAACAACAUUUUCAUUAUAUGUGAUUUUUAUUUUGCCAAAAUAUAGUGUGUGCCAAUUAUCAUGGCUAAAUGUACACUCCUACAAAAAUGACCUUUUUACCUGUUUUUAAAACAUGUGUAAACUUCUACAUAGUCCCUUUUUACUUACCAAAAGAUUGUGUAAUCUCCUACACAGGCCUUUUUACAUUUUAGAUUCUGAGUGUAGCGAGGAAUGUAGAUUGGUUUUAAAAUGAUGUUUAUUUGAGAUAAUUGCAUUUAAGUGGAAAAAAACGUACGAUUUUACGAUUUCAUUAUUUUAAGUUGACACGCACAAUGCUUUAUAUUAGAAAUAGUUCUCAAAUGGAAAAAUGAUAAAAGAUAUUUGUUGCUGCAUUUUGGAUAAAUAUUCGUAGAGACUUACGAAUGUAUAAUAAUAAAAUGCAAAAUAAAAUUUAAUAAACAUACUAAUAUAAGGAAAUCAUAUCAGAAAUUAUCGAACAUUUCAAAAACGUAUACGUGAUUUCCAUAAAUUGAAAAUACAACAAUCUUUAUCUUAUUGUAGUAAUUCAAAAAUAAGGCGGGAGGUGCCUAGUUAUGUAAAUUCGAUUCACACGUAUAAAUUAAUUAUAAAUUUGUUUACAUUUCUUCUUCAGGCGGCAAAUUGAUCUGUUGAAUUUGAUAUAGGUGAUCGUAGUAAAUAAAAAGAUUUUUAAUAUAACAACUGUUUCUUUUUUAUUAAUUUUUUUUAAAAAUAUAAAACACUGUUCUAGGUUCCCGUGCUUUUGUAAGAAUCUCUGCGUAGUCUUUUACACUCGCUUGUGAUCAUCUGUCCAAAAGCAACGGGAACAAUACAUNAAUAAUUAAUGGCUACAAAUUAAUAUAAAUAUUUUACAAUAUUGACUAUAUAAUUUAUUUUAAUUAUAUAUGAUAUCUUAAGUAUUAUCUCCUUACGAUGAGUAAAUAUCGCACUAAAAUAUAUGUUAUUUGAUAAGAAAAAAGGAAUGUCAUCGGAUGUAAAUGUUUAACUAUAAUUUCCGUUGUUAAUUGUUUGACUUAUAAUAUUUUAUUUUACAUAAUGUAUGAUAGCUUACAUAGCAUAUCAUUACAUUAUUUUUAUAGUUUUUGACUGAUUUUUACUUUUUACAGCUAUCUAGUGUAGGAGUUAACAAUAUGUCAUUGUAGAAGAUGACCUACUUUUGUAGGAGUUUACCAUCCCCAAUUAUUAUUAUCAUAGAAAAUAUUAUUUUUAUUAUAAUAUUUUGGGGGCAACUGGUACAUGGCCUAUUAUAAUCAAUACAAUUUCAUUAUCUCUGGAAAGUAAAUAAUAACUUUUUUAUAAAAUUUAAAAUACACACAAUUUUCAAAUUUUACGUUGCCCUAUUGUUAGUUGGGGAAACCACUACCAAAGUUUGAUAAAUGAUCCAUACAUACAUGAAGUUUAAGUUUAGACAAAUUUUGGUAUUGAUAUUUUUAAUUUCCAUUUUAAACUUGAAAAUGUAAUUAUAAAUAUACAACCAUUUUCAAUAUUAUACAUUUAUAGUCAUAUAUCAGAUUGACAAAAAAAGUAAGUAAAAAUAGUAAAAACGUUAAAAAUAAACUGUAAAUAUCAAUGAAUAUGAAUUGUUUCAAUACGUAAUUGUACUUAUUUAUGUUAGUAUUUUACAAAAUACUAACAUAAACAAUGAAUAUAUUGUUAUUAUUUAUAAUUAAAGUCAAAUUGGCAUUUUUAUUUUUUCAAGAUAUCUAAAUUAUGAUUGACAAAAAAUAUUCAACGAAGUGUACAAAUGAUUUAAUCAAAAUAAUUGUUUACGUGGUUUUUAUGACAACACUGUUUCUGUUUUAUUGUAAUAAAAAAAAUGAUGAAAUUGAAAAUUCGAUGAAUUAUUACCAUUUAUAUAAUAACGAAGCCGUGUCAUCUACCGAAAUUGGUAAUAUAAAUGUGUAAAUAAUUUAAUAUUCAUAUUUGUAAUUAUUAAUUAUACCUAUUCAUCAUUAACUUAUCAUAAUUAUAUUAUACGAAAGGUAUGUUGUAUUCAAUUAGUGAUUAGGUUUUUCUUAAAUUGAACGCAUACCUACUUAAUGCCAAAACCAUAACUGGAGCAAAUAUUUAGGAGGGCUUUUUAAUUAAACCAUCUAUUUAUUACAAACAUAAUUAGCAUUGUUCUAGAAAAAAAUAAGCACUACCUAUUGAGAAAAAAUAUUGGUGCAGUGGUUGAACUCUUAAAAUAGCUUCUCAGACAGGGCAUUGCCUGAUGAUAAUAUAUAUUAAAACAAUUGUAUCAGGUAUGUGGUGUAUUAGGUACCUACCUAUAAACACUGUUUGUUAUUUUAAAUUCUGAGCAUAGUGAAUAAUGCGUUAGAUUUACUAUAAUGUUUAUUUUUUUUUUAUCUAUGAACAACUUUUUUACCAGCAAUUUUGCUCUUAUUUUCAAUGAUACUAUUUUUUCUGAAAGGAAAUCUGACUGGGGUGGUACUUUAAAGAGGUAAUUUUUGAUUUUCGCAGAAGUUUUCCCAUUAAAUGGGAAAAAACAUAGGAAAACGGGAAAAUAUAAUAAUAUACAAUAUUAAACAAAUAUUAUUAAAGAAAAUAUCUAAUAUAUAGGCAAUUAUUUCACCAUAAUAUAAUAACAUAUAUAUUGUUGACAAAGCUAUAAUAUAAUCGAAUUCCGCUCAGAAUCCUUUUUCGUUAGCAAUGGUUAAUCGUUGCGUACAGACAUACAUUAAAUUUCCCUUCCUAUAACUUCCCAGGGCCUAUUUUUUGUAAUAUUUCGUAUUACACACUUUUUCGUUUAGACCAUAAAUUCAUGGUCACAAAAUAAAAUUUUCUCACAUACUCUUAAAUAUAGUUACUUCAUUAAUUUUUCUACCAUUUAUAGUUAUUUACAAUUUUGUUUAAACAAAUAUUUCCAGAUUUAAACUUUAUCAAGAAGAAAUGUUUGGGUAAUGUAAGAAAUAAACUUAAAAAAAAAAUAUUACAUAAAAUCAAAUAGUUUGUAAUUUAUUUAUACAUUGUUCUUUCAACAAAUUUAUUUAAAUCCUCUGAGUUUAAUUCCUUAUUAUUACUAAAAAGCGCCCAAAAGAAAAAAAUUUGAAAUAUACAAUAUACAAGUAGGAUUAGAUUCCUUACAUAUGAUUAGUAUUUUAUGUUUGAAUCUGUUAUUUUUUUUUAAUUUUUCAAAAAUAUUAAUACUAGAAUUUCCUAAAAUUAUUAGUAUAUAUUAUUUGUGCCCGUACGAAUUAUGAUUUCUAGGAUUAAUCUAACGUAGAUAUCUGAAAUCGCUAUUAAUACGAGGUUCAUUAUAUGUUGUAUUUAGAAGUCAAAGUAAAAAAAAAAAUUAAGUACAAUUCAGCGGUUUUUUUUUUUUUUAUAAGAGCUUUAAGAUCAGAUAUUGACAAAAGUCAUAAAUCUUAUGGCAUUUCAAAACAUGUAAAACCGAACUUUUCUCAAAACUGUAUUCGUUAUCAAUGGUUUACCGAUCAUCAUUGCUUACAGAUAUAAAUUAAAUAACUUUUUGUUAAAUUAAUUUAAUAUAAAAAAAACUUCAUUGAAGUUGUAUUCAUAUUAAUCCAAUAAUUAAUAUUAAAGUAUAGUUAACACAAAAAUAUUAUGCAAACGGGGCGUGAACUCAUACAAUGGUUUGAAAGGGGGCGUGGAUCUCAAAAGGUUGAGAACCCAUAAUCUAUAACACCAUUGAUAUCCACGUUGAUAUCGCGAUGAAUAUAUUUAAGUAAAGCUAAAUCAUUAGUCACGAAAAAUUUCUUAAAUAUGUUUUCAAACGACGGAGUGUUUAAAACUAUCGUUCUCCUGUGGUAGUAGACAUUAGAAAUGUUAUGAAUAUUUGAAAAAGUUUAGAUAUUACUGAUUAAACAUCUGGACUAGUUUGGAAUUAAAUUUCAAUUGUAUUUUUGUUCUUGAGUUCGGAAGAUGUUAAAUUUGAAUAUUUAGUGGACCACGAAUCUAAUUCUCCGUUUAAUAUAUGAUCAUUUAAAUUUGAGUUCUUGCAUUUAUCAAUUAUAUUCUGAUAUAUUUCUACUAAUUUUUGGAAUUUACCUUUAAUAACUUGAGAUAUUUUCAUUUCUAUCUCAGGUAAAAUAAAAUCAAAAUUAUUCAAAACAAUCAAGUGUGAUAUAAAUCUUUCGUUCAAUUGGUCUAAACAAUUAUCUAUAAAAGGUAUGAAUACUUAAAAAAAUAUUCCGGAUCAUCUGAUUUAGAUUGACGUGACAAACUAACUGUAGUAUCAAAUUUUUCUCAGACAGUUAUUACGGAUAAAAAUAAUUAUUGAAACUCUACAUUACAAUUUUCUCUAAUAUCCUGAAUAUUAUUUUGAACAUUAGCAGCUUCUGAUGCAGUUUUUAAAUCAAGAUUUACUGUUUGAAGAUAUCGGCUAAAUGGAAAACUUAUGGAAAGUAUUUUCAAAGUAUUUUUUUUUUAUUUCGAAGAAAUUUCCGAGGAGGGGGGGGGGUUACAACCACUAACUCCCACUGGAUACGCCACUGCAUAUAAAAAAAAUAAUAUAUACGAGUACCUACUAUUGAAAAAAUAUAUACUCUUAUAUUAUAUUAUGCUAUGUUUAUAGAUUCAAAAGUAUUACCAAAAAUUGAUGAUAAUGUGAAGGAAGGGUAUGUGGUGUGGAAUGAAAACUGUCAAAUACCCAACAUAAGUGCUUAUGACGAUUCAGUGAAAAAUGUAUUUAAAACAAGUAGUCCUCCAAAAUGCUUUUCAAAAUCACCGUUAACAAGCGUAAUACUAGAUGAAGAUACAUGGUCGUACACCUUUAAAAUUAAUCAUGAUUCAAACUCGAAAAUGUCUUUAUCGACUGUGAAUUGUUGUUAUUCAUCAAUUGUUAGAAAUGAACUGAAAUUCAAGAACAAUGCAAAUGAUGACGAUCGUUACAAGUAAUUAAGUAAUAAAGAAACAUAUCUGGUUCUUUGAUAAAAUAUAAUACAAUUUAAUUUAAUUUAAUCGAAAAAAAAAUAGUACUAACAUUUUAUUCGCCCUAAAGUGUGAAUUAAUAUUAUUAUUUACAUUAUUAAAAUAGUCCUUAUUGGAAAAAUGUAUUCGAAAUACUAUCAUACAUUGUUAUAUUCAGAUUCGAAUGACCAGGUUUUAGAUUAGCGGAUUACAUAUCGACAGUGCUUGAUUUUGAAUGGGGGAUGCGGGGAGACUGAUUACCUCAAUUAAUUUUGUGGAUAUUCUAGCGUACCCUACUACUUCUUUUUUAAAGGAGAACGCAUAGGACAGGUUGUUAUUGAGCUCACCUAUUUUAUAAAAUUACUCAAUUUAAAUUGGUGUGUUUAAUAUCUGAAUGGCUUACAAAAUGUUCUAAUGUUUACAAAAUGUAUUGAUAUCUCAUAUCUGAUGCAUGGAAACUGAUAAGUAGCUAUUAACGAUAACCAUUUAUUAUCUAUAAAUCCAGGUUAUCAGUUACCAAUGACCCAGUGGCGGAUCCAGGUCAGAGAUAAGGGCGAUCGCUUCCCUCCUCCCCGUUUAUUCAUUAAUAUACUCUUCGCUGUAUUAUACUCUUACCUCGAUUCAUCAUUGGCUCAUCGUAAAUACGUGCCUUUAUGAAUUUUCAAAAUCGUCCCUCCCGCUGUCCUGGAUCCACCCCUGCACUUACCUAUUAUAGUAUUAUCAUUGCACGAAUAAUAUGCUGUUAUCUCGUUUAAUCUAUUGAUCAACAUUCUCAUUUAUAGAAUCUUUUAAAUGAAGAUGUUAAAAAUAAAAAAUGAGUGUAUAAUACCUAUGGUUAUGUAUAUUUUAAAUGUUGGUUUUAAAUGACAAGUUAUACCUAACAAUUAAUAUAUUAUUCUGUUUUGCUAUGAUACGUGCUUAAUAGUCUUGUGGUUAAUGCUUCUUAGGGGACUUAAAAGGGGGUUUGGGAGCAAAUCCCAAACGUAAGUAAAAGGUAAUGCAAGAGAUAUUAAAAUUCUAUGGUCGCUAUUUUCUUUAAAGUAUCUAGAAUAACUCUACUAUUAUACUAUACUCCAAAUUUUUGUGUAGGCCGUUUUAUUGAAAUAUUGUCCUACUAUGAGUCUUUAGAGUCUACAUUUUGGCCACAAAAAUGUGCUGAUGAUAUAUAUAUUUCAUCUAUCCAAAAUCAGAAUGAACACUGGUUAUUUUCUUUAUAUUUAUUUCUAAUAUUAAAUUUGAUCGUAAUUUAAUUGAAUAAUAUAUUUUAAUAAAAUUACAUUUUAUAAAAACAUUAAAAACGGAUGUUGCAUAUUUAUUAGUGUACGUGUAUCUAAUAAUUCUAAUAUAUCGUUAAUAGAUACAGCAUCUAUCUAAUUUAUUUAGUUGAUAAAUAUGGUUGUAAUUUAAACAGUUAUUCUUAUUAUACUUCAAAGCAAAUAGGGUUAGGUAACUUAAAUAUAAUUGUUUCUAUAUAAUCUAUAUAGCCUACUCUAUUCUUAAAAAAAGUAUAUGUAUAUUAAAAAAAGGUUGAAAAAUUUAAUAAUCAGUAUAAUAAUAAUGUUAAAGAUAAUAUACCUAUGGAUAUCAAAAAAUAAAUAUUAAAAAGCUACUAUUUAUUAUCAGAUAUUGUGAAAUAUAAUCGUACAUAAUCGUGCAUAAUCGUAAAUAAUUUGAAUUAAUUGAAAUAUUUUUUGCUUGGAUGAGUUCUUAAGAUGUAUUCAAGAAAUUCAAAGAAUUAUACUUGUAUAGGUAUUAGGUUCGUGCAGUUUAAUACAUUGUUAAUAAUAAAUAUUUAUUAUUUAUAAACAUACUAUUAAUAUAACUGAAAUAAAAAGUAUUGAUGGUUAUAAGUAGUAUUAAUCGUAUUAAUAAGUACAAUAUGUUAGCAAUUGUGCAUAAAAUAACACUUGUACAUAAAUUUGUAAACAUAUAAAAUAAUAGACCUUGAGAAAACAUUAUAUUUCAAUUUUUCAACAUUAAAUCUAAUAAAUUAAUUUGGUAAUUCCUCAUUCAUCAUCAGUGGUAUGUUUAGAGGACCCAAGGGGCCUGCUCCUCCGUGUUUUUUGUCCAUAAUAAUACCUAAUCGUAUUAUAUAUUGUAUUAUUAUUAAUUAUAUUUGUUUUUUUUAGUGCCACCACCCCCCUUUCAUUGGGAGAUUUCUAGCUACGUUACUAUUUAUCACCGAUUUAAUAAUGACAAUUGUAUAAUCACGAUCUACGAUUAAUAAUAUUAUAAUAUAAUAAUAUAUAAUAUGAUUAAGCAUAAUUACCUAUAUAUUAUUAUGUAUACAAAAUAUAUGUGACAAACGAAAAUUGCAAAACUGAGAUCAUAAUGUAGAUAGCAAAAAAUAUUUUACUAAAACAAAAUAGUUAAAUAUAAAUAUUAUUAUGAUGCAUACAAAUUCAAAUGAUUUCAAUAGUAAUUUUUACUCGAUAAACUCGAUAUUUAUCCCUGGAUCAACUAGAACAACGAUUGUGAUACGCGUACCACUAGUGGUACUUGGAUAGCUCAUAGGUGGUACGGAAAGGAAAUUUUUUGAUAAGUGAAAAAAAAAAUGUAUUAGUUAUAAUGCAGUUUAUUAGUCCAUAAAUAUUAAUAAAAAAUAAUAGCCAUACAUAUUUAAUUUUACUUUUGUGUAUUAAAUGGUUAUAUAAUUAUGUAAAUUUAACAAUAAAAAGCUCCAUACAUGUAAAAUAACGUACACAUUUUAUUUUUUGAGAAGUAAAAAGAAAAAUUUGAAUAAUCUUAUUAAGUGUUACGUAAAAAAUGUCAAAAUAUGUUAUCAAUACGUGAAUAUGAAAAAGCUGAGAACCACUGAACUAGAACAAAUAAGAACUAACGAUUUCUCUUACCCAUCUCAAAUAUCUGUAAUAUUUUUAGUUAAAAUUAAACAAUACUAUAGAAGUAUUAACGAACUCUGAUAGUUUUUUUUAAUUCGAAGAUUAAUUUAUCCUCGUAGUUUAUCUAAUUUGAUUCUUUUUCAAUCCAACUUAUUCUUUACAUCUUUCUUCAACACCACAUUUCUAGGGUCUCCAACAUAUCCUUUUCUUUAUUUUUGUUGCAUGUCUCAGUGUCUCAUAUAUACCACAUACGUACAUAAUCACACUCCAUACAUUAGUUUUUAUUUAUUCCCGAUCCCGGGUAAGUAAUCAAUUAAUUUAACCAUCCAGUAAACGCUUUACGGUCUAAAAGAACAGUAGAAUUUGAUUCAUUAGUUUUCACAAAUUUGAAAUACUAAUUAUAAUAAAUUAAUACAUUGACAAAUUAAAAUUAGAAACAAUUCCGUACUGUUUUUCAAUUCCCAACUGUACGAAGUUAAAUUCAUUACUUAUUGAAAUACGAUCUAAAAGACGUGAUAUGUGUUAUUAUUAUUAUUAUUAACACUAUAUAGCAUUUUAUACGGUGUGUAUAAAACUACACAGUCAAAAACACCAUAUGCGUGAAAAUUGAUGACGCUUGUUGUCUUGAGUGGGAGAAGAUAUAUAUUAUUAAUUAUUAUGUUUUAAUAUGACAAUAAUUUAAGAUACCUACCUACCUAGCAGCUGGCAACCUGCCUAUUUUUGCUGUUAAGUAGGUUAGGGAUGUACGCAGAAAAAAGUUUUGAGGGAUAUUUUUUAAAAUCAGUUAAUGAAAAUUAGAAAUUUUUUUUAUAAAUAUAUGAAAGAUUAAGCUAGGUUAGGUAAAACUAAAUACUUCGGGGGGUGUUUAAAGACCUACAAAUCUCCCUGCGUACAUUCCCGAAGUAGGUACUUAUUUAUUAGUAUUUAUUAUCGGAGUAUUGAUUCCUUAAAAAGUUAAAACAUCUAUUUAGUUAAACUUGAGUGAAUAUUAUCGAGGAAUCUAAGUAGGUAUUUCUGUUUUAUUUUUAUUUGACAAAUUUAAUUUAUUAUAAUGUAAUAUGUAAUAACCACUAUAUCAACUCUCAAGUACAAAUGUCAUAUUAAUAAUUAAAACCACGUGUUUAUUUAUUAGUGUGAUAAAUUUAUAAUUAUAUCUUAAUCGAAAACCGAACCUAACCUACCCUCAACACUUGAUAUAAUACACCAUUUUCAUAAACUUUAUAGUUAUAUUCACUACUGAAAGUAUAGAAUGUAAACAAAUAAUACAUCCAGUUGGGUGUAGGUAGAGCAUGAAAUCGCGUACUAAAUAUAUACGAGGUUCUUAUUUUUUAUAGAGUCGAACAUAAAUGCCAUCCAAUUAAUGAUUCUGAUAUAAUUCCGAAAUGGGUCGAAUAUAUGAUGGUGACAUGUAAAUUAAGAUCAAUAAACAAUUAUAAAUCAAAGUCGACCGUUUAUAAAGAUAUUCACGCAAUGGUGAUCGACAAAAGUCAGAGGCGAAUUCAAAACGCAAAUGCACCAGAUAAACCCAGCGUACUGAUCAUAUCCAUCGAUUCUUUGUCCCGUUUAAAUCUCAUACGAUCUAUGCCUGUGACAUAUCGUCUGUUGGAAACGCACGGAUUUAUGUCACUCGACGGAUACACUAAAGUCGCUGAUAAUACGUUUCCCAAUUUAGUGCCAAUUUUAACGGGCAUGACCGUUAGUCAACUGACGAAACGAUGUUGGAAAAAUUCCAAAGAUGAAAUUGACGGAUGUCCGUUUUUGUGGAAAGAUUUCAAAGAAAAGGGUAUGUAUUACACGUGCAUUCAUAUUGUAAUCCAACCUAACCUAACCUACACAAAUAAUAUUAUAUGUAUACAUUAUGAGAAAUAAUUGUAUUCAUUAUUAGACAACAAAUGAUUCUCGUUAUAAUAAUAUUUGUGGUCCCCUAUGAAACAUAUUAUACGCUUGCCUUCGGAAAAACAUUUCAACUGUAUAAUGUAUACGUAAGGAGACGAAUACGAAAAUAACAUUAAAACAUUUAAAUCUGGUUUGGUCGUUCUCAUUAUAUUAUUGUUUGAACUUUAAACAUUUUCAAUGAUAGGAAAUAAAAGGGCAUUUUAAUUGAAACGUCUAUUGAACCAAAUUUACGUAAAACGUGUUCCAUGUAGGUUACGUUACAGUGUACAUGGAAGACGAACCUAGCAUGGGUACGUUCAAUUUUGGCAAGUAUGGGUUCCGAAACGCGCCGACAGAUUACUAUACGCGACCGUACAUGCUGGCGGCUGAACAAUUUUUACCGGUGAUUAAGUUUGACGGCUUGAACUACUGCCUGGGACCGCGUUCUGCGCCGGAUCGAGUUUACGAUUACGCCGAGGAUUUUGUCCGUCUGCACAAGCGGCAUGGGUACUUUGCCGUAUUUUGGCUGAACACCUUCAGCCACAAUGAUGUGAAUAUACCGCCGUCCAUGGAUCGGCGAACAGCCGAAACACUAUUCAGAUUGCUGGAUGGCCGGCUGUUGAACAACACAGUCACCGUGGUACUCAGUGACCACGGGCUUCGGUUCGGCAAGAUACGUGAGACGGAUGUGGGGUGGCUUGAAGAACGGAUGCCCGCAUUUUACAUGCGUUUACCUACCGGUUACGCGGCCGCUCAUUCGGGCCAUCGUGCAGCGCUGACCACCAACAAACACCGAUUGACAUCGCCGUUCGAUUUUCACCUAACGCUCAAACAAUUGUUGCUGGCCGACCACGGUGAUGACCAUCGCGGUUCUGUGGCCGACGGUUGUCCCACAUGUCACAGCCUUUUCCGUCCGGCGGACGCCAACAGGUUGUUAUAAAAUGCACACAUAGUAUAAAUAUUAUUGUGGAUGUAGAUGUUCUCAUAGGGAUCACAAAAAAAAUUUAUUUUAAAUACUCGCAAUAGUAUGAAAUUACCUAUAUUCUAAUUUUAUUACAUACAAAUAUUGUCUAAAAUUGUUUAACUGAUAUUCUGGGCUACAGAUAACGCGACUUUUAACUGUUAACCUAUUACAGGUACUUAAUUUUAGUAGAUAUUUUUAUUACAGUUUUAUAAAAACGAAUUAUUAUAUUAUAGAAUAAUAUUUUUUAUUAACUGCCUAACGUAUAGAAAAACGGUAAAAUACGUCGGUAGACAACUGCUUAUAUUAAAACAUAAAUUGAAUUUCAAGGGCAAUAUUUUUAUAACCUGCAUCCUAAUUAUUGUGUUUACAACACGUUGCAGUGCAUCUCAUUGAUUGUAAAUAAACCUACGUACAGUACAUAGGUAAAUGAAUUUUAUUUAGUUAAAGUACUAAAUAAAAAAAAAUCCCCGGUUGUCCGUUGCUCUCCGUAUCCAUCUCCCGUGGCCCCCGUCUGUAUCACAUAAUUUAACCGUUGUUGCCCAGUGAUAAUAUUUAAAAUUUAUUAAUUUUACUUCUUGCCGUGGCGAUCAAAUUAAUUAAUUAUAUUACCUAACUUUUUUUUUUUAUUCGUGUCACAAAGACAAUUCAUAAUAAAUUAACAAACAUUUUCAUAGCAUGCACCGCAUACAAUUCUGCGUGAAUAACUUUAUCUGUACAACACAAUUGUUGGAUGUUUAUUAUUAUAAUCCAAAAUUAAAAUUCGGUAAUUGAAAUCGAUUUUUGGACAUAGGAAAAACAAUGUUAAUUCCCUCACGAAUAAGGGAUCCGUUGUUAGAUUAUCAAUUUUCCUAUGUUUCGAUUGUUUUUUUAGUUUGGGAUCAAUCUAAAAUUAGAUAUUUCAAACAUUCUUUUUAUGGUGAAAUCAAUUACCUAUUUAAAGUAAUUUACUUUAUUCGUAUGGGGUGUUAGGGAAGAAAUCCCCCGAGAAUUACUGUAACAUUUAUCUGGUAUGGAACGAUGGUUUCCAUACUAAAACCAGCGUCCACCUUCAUUCCCCCCUUCCAAUUUGAACAAAAUUAUACACUAUAUAGGCUAUAGUUUUAUAACAAUUUUCGUAAUUUCCAUAGGAAAAAGAGUUCGUAUUUAUUCGAUGAUAACACCAAAGAUAAGUAAAAAUUAAAUCACAUAUACGCAAUUCAAAUAUAAAAUUGGAUAUACCUAGGUAUAUAGGUUUUCCUACAUUCCUUUUAUAAUUUUUAUAUUUCUUUAAUAAUUAUAAAUUAUUUUUUAUACAAUUUACUGCAUAUCACUAUUAAAAUAUUGCACUAUAUUAACUUAUUUUAUUAACAUAAUAUUAAAUUUAUAACAUAAGCAAUGGUGGAUUUAGGGAAGAAGAGAGAUUAGGGGAACCAUUAUCUUGGAGAUUAAAAUUUCUUAGAACAGUAAAAUUGAACAGAUUUUAGUUUGCAGUUUUUAGUGUUAAGAGAAAGAAAGUAUAUAGGUGAUAGGUCGGUGUAAAGAAAACAAAGAAAAUUUCUAAAUAUGGGUGUAAAUGGGGAGAGGUUGCCCCUGGGCAUUAAAGUCCUUGAUGCGUUAAUAAUAAUUAUAAAACUAUAUUUUAAAUACAUUUUAAUACUUACGUCCUACCUAUAAUAUGUAUAAUGUGUAUGCUUUUUAAAGUAUUUUUCAAUCUUAACCAUGAUGAACGGCCGAAUAUUUAUACCUUAUAGUAACCAUGAAGUCACGAUUUUGUUUUAUAUGUAUGAGCAGGUCAUGCGAACAAGCGGGCAUUGUACCGCAUUGGUGCACGUGUGACGAGUACGAGCAACUGGAUCGGUUUAGCAAGACGGCCGUGGACGGCAGCAAGUACGUUGUGCGACAGUUGAAUGAGCUGCUGACCAAGUACCGGGCGGCCGUGCGCCAGGGGUAUGUCUGUUCCGAGCUGUCGCUACGCAAAACGGUGUCGGCUCGGAGCAGGGUGAAUCGGUACACCGGUCGCCGCGAGUAUUUGUUAAUCGUGGAAACGUUACCGGGCGGGUCCAUGUUCGAAGUGACCGUGCAAGACCAGGGAGGGGACACUUUCGGUACGUUGGGCGAUAUAAGUCGCAUAAACAUGUACGGGUUUCAGAGUCAUUGUACGGACGAUUGGAAGCUGAAAAAGCAUUGUUAUUGCGUCAAGGACAAACGGAAAUCCGGGGUUUAGCUACGGAAUCGACGACGAUUACGUCGAUAUUAUAUUAUGUACAUCCGGUACCGGAACCGAAACUAUACGGCUACACCACGCCAUACGGUUCGAAAUCGGACCUUUCCCUAAUAAUCUUUUACAAAGAAGAUAAUAUACGUACAAAUAUAAUAUUAUUAUAAUUUUCGGUGUACUAUUUCACACUGAUACGAUAUAUUUUGUGUACACAGACUGAAUGUAUAAUAAUUAUAAUAUUUUGUUCUAUCCGUAUAUUGAGUUCCGGUAUAACUCUAAUAAUAAUUAAUAAUACCUGCCUACUCUAUAUUAUACAUUUUAUAUGAAUACGAUAAGUGCAUUUUUUAAUAAAGUAAAUAAAACUAUACAAGUAAUUAUGAUUUUAUGUAUUCAUUAAUAUAAUAUAAUAAUAUAUUAUAGGGUGAUCAAUAUAACGUAAGACACAUUCAUCAUGU
Messenger RNA from Cinara cedri, 15126 nucleotides. Lineage: Eukaryota; Metazoa; Arthropoda; Insecta; Hemiptera; Aphididae. The record is from the annotation of a GenBank genome assembly.